UUUCUCUACAAUACAGCAAAGCGAGAUAAAAUGGCACCGAAAUCGAAAUCGAAGUCGCUGGCUGAGCAAUUUGCCGAGCUGGAUGAUCCGACUCCUAAGGACUUCGACCCCGAGGAUCUGGACACUGCGAAAGAUGGCCAGAGCGAUGAUGAGGAAUCGGGGGAGAGUGAGGAUGGCGAUGCGGGGAGGGAGCAUUAUCAGGCUGUAGGAAAAUCGAAACUCCGCAAACCAGAACCGAUUAACCUUGGGAAACAAUACGCCGGAUCGAAGGUUAGCAGAGAUGCGCUUGAGGAGGAUAGCGAUGAUGAUCCGUUCAAGGCGCGGUCGAGUGAUGAGGGUGAGGAUGAUGAUGACGAGGAGGAUGUUGGUUUAGAAGAUGCGGAGGAUGACGAGGAUGACAGCGAAGGGGAGUCUGAGGAGGAGGUGGAGAAGCCAAAGGCAAAGGCACCUAAGAAGACGAAGCAAAAACAAGAGCUAGAGUCGGAGGAUGAGGAUGAGGAUGAGGAUGAGGACGGCAUGGAAACCGAUGGCUCGGAGGACAUUGAAGGCGAGGAUGGUCUUGAGGACGAGGAUAGUGAGGAUGGGUCCGAAGAUGAGGAAGACGACGACGACGAGGAUGAGGAUGAGGAUGAAGAUGAAGACGAUCGCAAGCCCAAAGGAGACGACCGAGAAGAGCUGCGCCAGCUGAUGGCCACGGACCAAAAAUCGAUUGCGGCCAGUAUCUCACAGGCAGCCAAGGCAGACGCAGUCAAAGGAAAGGCUGUCAAGCAACAGCGCAAGACCUUCGAUGCUCUUCUGAACACUCGGAUCAAGCUACAAAAGGGGCUGACGGCAGUCAACCAGCUUUCCGUUGCCGCGAAGGAUGCCGAAGAUGUCGACACCGAAGCUAUCAAAUCCGCUGAAUCGGCCGCCCUGGCACUCUGGUCUACGCUCGAAGAUCUGCGAUAUGCACUAGCCGACGCACAAUCUGGCGAAUCGAAGAAACGCAAACGACCCUCCCCUGUGUCACCUACGACAUCCUCAGCCUCGUUGUGGCAGCGUAUGGCCGACCUCGAAUCCGACGCCGUCGCCCACCGCCGCACUGUUCUCGAUAAGUGGUCUGUGAAGGUCCGCGGGUCUAGCGCCUCUCUCCCUAAUGCCCGUGGAAAGCUGCUUGGCUCUGGCGCUUCUGGUCAGCAGACCAUCACCGCGGUCCUAGAUGCGCAACUUGCAUCCGAAGCCGGCGAGCGAUCGGCGAAGCGCGCACGAAAUGCCAACGGAAAUGCUACAACUGGAGACGAGCCAAUCUACGACGAUAGCAUCUUCUACCAGACUCUGCUCCGCGAGCUAGUCGAGCAGCGCAUUUCAUCCGAUUCCAUCACCAACGGCCUCGACACCCUUCACAUUCAACUCCCCUCCAAGCUCUCCAUCCACCCCGUAACGGGCAUGCGCAACGACAAGAACCGCAAAGCAAACGUCGACACCCGCGCCUCCAAGGGCCGCAAGAUGCGAUUCGACGUGCAUGAGAAACUCCAGAACUUCAUGGCACCGGAGGACCGGGGUACUUGGACUACCCGUGCGCGGGAUGAGUUCUUUGCCUCGCUGCUUGGUCGGACGGCUAGCGGCAUGCUUGGUGAAGGGGAUGAGGAUGAUGUCAGUGCUGAGGAGAGCGACGAGGAUCGUGAGGAGGGUGGAUUGAGAUUAUUCCGGAAUUAGGCUUAAUUGGGAUCAGCAUAGCAUAUUGUAUUAUUGUAUAGCAUCAAAAUGUAUAGGAUUUGGACCGUAUACUCAUUAGGGCAGUGAUCCAUCGCCAAAGUCUUAUCGCUUACUUCUCUUUCAGUGGCUGAGACCAGUCCCGACAACGUCCCGACAAAGGAGUCGGAUAUAACGUCUGAAUCAUUCAGUGACACAGAAAAAGCGAAUAUCCCUUGAGUCUCUCAUUCAGGUAUCUCUUUAAGGAUUUGUUGAUUGUCCCGCUGUUGUUAAUCCAGGCUAACGGUGUUGCAGACCACUCC
This is a messenger RNA of Aspergillus glaucus CBS 516.65, 1994 nucleotides long. Its product is annotated as AATF family protein. NCBI's taxonomy places the organism in Eukaryota, Fungi, Ascomycota, Eurotiomycetes, Eurotiales, Aspergillaceae. The record is from RefSeq and is a predicted model, not a curated record. Gene Ontology annotation, cellular component: nucleolus; nucleus. The transcript has 3 exons. Bases 31 to 1695 code for a protein of 554 amino acids. Gene Ontology annotation, biological process: maturation of SSU-rRNA from tricistronic rRNA transcript (SSU-rRNA, 5.8S rRNA, LSU-rRNA).